UUGCAGAGGCCAACGGAUAUGCAGAACACAGAAGAGAUAAACAGCGGAGCGCCGAUGCAGAGCGAAACAGAUGCGCAAAAUAUGUUGAGUAAGAAGAGCGUGAUAGGGAUCCAAAGUGACAAACUUAUUCAGAGAACUGAAGAACUACAUAGCACAGCAAGUGAGCAGAGCCUUUCCACCAAACUGCAACAUAAAUUUGAUCAUCUCGAUUCUGGGGAUGAAAGCUUACCUGCUAAUUAUACCUAUCUCCACGGAGCCCGUCACGCCGCCACCGCUACCUGCCCCUACAGACAAGACUGUGACCCUGAGGUUGUAGAAACCGAAAGUUACCCCCAAUGUGAUGGACAUCUCUCUUACCCCGUAACCCUAACCCACCCCUUCACUCGUACCCCUAGUCCAGGAUGCCAGAGUUCAGAGAAGAUACAGGUCACCCUAGCUAAUCACCCCCUAUGGAGUAAAUUUCACAAGCAUCACACAGAGAUGAUCAUCACCAAACAAGGCAGGCGCAUGUUCCCAUUCCUUUGUUACCGCGUGGUGGGGUCUGGAUCCUCUUGCUCAGUAUAUACGUUACAAGUGGAAGUGGUUCUGGCAGAUCAAAAUCACUGGCGAUUCCAAGGAGGAAAAUGGAUCCAAUGCGGCAAAGCUGAGGGUAACAUGCCA
Staurois parvus is the source of this 660-nucleotide messenger RNA. The record is from the annotation of a GenBank genome assembly. Lineage: Eukaryota; Metazoa; Chordata; Amphibia; Anura; Ranidae.